AAUUAUUUCCCGUACUUAUUUCUGUUUCAUCGAUAUUCUACUUAUUAUAAAUCAGUAGUCUCAGUUGUAUUUAUCAAUUUGUGUCAUUUGGAAAUCUUAACGAGUUACUUCUUCAAAAUAAACGAAAGUACGUUAAGAUUUACUUCACUACUUUUAAUUUUUACGAACAGAUUUCUGAAUAAUUGCUAGGCUAAAUCUCCCUCAUAUUCUUCAAUUCAAACUUGAUUUGAUUUGAACCACCUUCCCAUGUUCUUUUAAUAGUAGAUUAUUUUCCAUUAAGUAAUUCAUAAACACUUGACUCAUCUUUUCAUCACUUCUAUAAUUCUAGUCAGUCCUGCAUUUAUAACCAUAAAUCCGUGUUUAUUAUUAAAACUUUCCCAUGACAAUAGUUCCAGCUAUGUUUGCUUAAUCUGAAUAGUUCACACUUGAGUGUCUUCGUAUUCCGACUACAAUAUACAUUUGGCAAUAAAUCUCCCCACAUUCACAUAAACAUAUAAAAACAUGACGACAUUUUCUAAUGUUUCACUCAAUCAAUCACUCACCAGUUCAAAAUCUCUUCAGCCUUGUAUCAUUUACGAUUGCUUAUACAUUAAUUAACAAUUACACUUUUUCAUUUUUAGACUUUCUCGAAUUGCCAUGGGAUGAAAAACUACUUAAAUAUGGAACUGACUCCAGUCGAACAGAUCAACUAGUUCACAACAAUUCUCUAGAUGCAUGGUCAAAAGCAAAUUCACUCCUAUCAGAAGAACACAUCGAAUUCAUGAAUGAAAAUUGUUUGGCACUAAAACAGUUGGGUUAUCUUACAGAUGAAAUCCCACCGAAUUAUGCUACAAUCUGCAACAUCUAAACUAUUCUCAAAAAAACAAAUAGUCAGUAACAAGUUGAAAUAUGAUACCUUGAAUUUGUAUCUAUGAGAAAACAUCUCUAUUCAUUAGUGUGCAUUGUGUGUAUUGUGUUUAUUGUGUUUACGUAGAAACUGUAUUUUUGUACACAUUGAUGUAAUAAAU
Messenger RNA from Schistosoma haematobium, 1007 nucleotides. Its product is annotated as Protein-tyrosine sulfotransferase 1. The record is from RefSeq and is a predicted model, not a curated record. The transcript is spliced from 2 exons. NCBI's taxonomy places the organism in Eukaryota, Metazoa, Platyhelminthes, Trematoda, Strigeidida, Schistosomatidae. The coding region runs from base 518 to 847 and encodes 109 amino acids.